Molecule: messenger RNA, 7713 nt
Organism: Argiope bruennichi
Lineage: Eukaryota; Metazoa; Arthropoda; Arachnida; Araneae; Araneidae
Product: muscleblind-like protein 2
Exons: 8
Coding region: 718-1797 (359 amino acids)
Molecular function (GO): metal ion binding
Source: RefSeq, a predicted model, not a curated record
ACAAUCUCUCUCUCUCUGUCAGCCGUUGCAUCAGUUAAACUGGAAGUUAAGUUUUCGGACGCUACUGCUUCACUUUCGCUGCUCCGUCGUGGAUUCCGCCUGUCGCCCGACUCCCAGCCCUAAAGCGGCUGCCGUACUCUCCGUUAUCGACACCCGGGAACUUUACGGGUGCAACUUUAUGCGCCCCGGACACGACCGGUCCUUUGCUUUCGUGCGAUAGAACUCGAUCGACAAGAAAGUCAAGUGAAACUUUUUUGUGAACUUUUUCUCUUGAACUCCCUCCUGUACUUUGGAUAAUUGUAGAAAAAAAAUUUAGCGACGAACUUUUACAAACUUGUGUCAGAGCGCUAAACUAUUUUUUACAAAAACAUUUCAAAGUGAGUAGAUUGAUUUCGUGUGUCUUGUGUGGGAAGAAUUGAUUUUAUUUUGGGUCAAAAAAAUAAAUCUUCAUCAACAACAAGAGACCGUUCUUUUGUUGGUAGGUAAGACGUUUAUAGUUCAUCAGAUCUUCCCUCCCAGCCAAGUGGUCUGAAUAUUGUUUUUUAAACAUCUUCGGCUAGAAAAAAAAAUCUCAAUUUUUUUUCCUGGUAUCCAAGGAGGGAUCAUCCUUUCAAAAAUCACCGUCCACUCUCAGCGGACAUCCGUAUUUUGUCCCAUUUUUCUUCGAGCCUCGUACCCCAACCAACCGCCAUUGUGGAGUGCUGGUGCCUAGGUAGCAUGGCAAUGGUGAACAGCGUGAAAGACUCGAGGUGGCUUCAGCUGGAGGUUUGCCGGGAGUACCAGCGGAACAAGUGCUCACGGCCGGACACCGAGUGCAAGUUUGCCCAUCCACCGGCUCAUGUCGAAGUCCAGAACGGCCGGGUCAUCGCCUGCUACGACUCAAUCAAGGGUCGCUGCAACCGAGAGAAGCCACCAUGCAAGUAUUUCCAUCCUCCUCAGCACUUGAAGGAUCAGCUGUUGAUCAAUGGCCGAAACCAUUUAGCCUUGAAGAAUGCUAUCAUGCAACAGUUGCCGCUGCAACCUCUGCUGCAGCCACCAACCGCACAACUCACUCCCGCUGUCGUGAGUAUUAUGAAUGCUUCAACAGCUCCUUAUAUGCCAGCCUUGGCUGGGCAUACAGCUUCGUCCUUCAGUCCUUAUCUGAGCCCCAGUACCAUGAUUCCUGCUGGAAUGAUGCCUGCAGAUUUGGCAGCUCCUCCGCCGCCGCCCCAGUUGACCUCCAUUGUGCACACUCCCAUAGUCACACAGAAGGUUCCUCGGACUGAUAGAUUGGAGGUAUGCAGGGAAUACCAGCGCGGCAACUGCAAACGUCCCGAAACCGAGUGCCGGUUCGCCCACCCUCCUGACCACGUGACAGUGGACAGCGCGGAGGGCAUGGUCACCGUGUGCAUGGAUUUUGUGAAGGGUCGAUGCUCGAGGGAUUUGUGCCGCUAUUUCCACCCGACGCCCCAUCUCCAGGCCCAGCUAAAGGCCGCCCAGAGCCGAGCGAAUGCCGCCUCCACACAAGCUGCUAUGCCCAAUGCUGAUGCUAAGAAGAGGCUGCACGAUUCUUCGACACAGAUUCUACAGCAGCGCCCGCCCACUGCUACAGACAACAUGCUUCUGGCCUUUCCUGGGAUCUCUCCUUACAGCAAGAGACCGGCUAUGGACAAAAGUGGUCUGCCUGUUUAUCAGCCCAGUACCGCUGCCUAUCAACAGGCUCUUACAAUGCAAGUCCAACAACCCUUUGUUCCCGUGUCUUAUACAUGUCUCCCAUCAGCAGUGACUGGCCAUCCUACUGCUGUACCAAGAUUCUAAAGAAGGCCAUUAUUAAGACCUCACUGUUGAGUAUUACACCUCUUUUGACAAGACAAAAGAUUUUUGAAAGAUAAGUGAGGUCACCUAAGCAGCAAAGAGUAAAAACAGUCAGCCUCUUUUCUAAAUAUGAGGUGCUCUUCAUAGAUUGAGCAUUUCAAUCUCCAGGUUCUUCUGGGGUGGGACUACGAGGAAACAAGUGCCCCAAUCCAAGGCUAUGGAGUCUCACCCUCAGACAGUCUGUGAUAAGGAGGCAGCACUUUUGAGGCUCCCUUGUGCUUGACACAGGGACAUCUCCACUUGUGAUGGGCGUCUAGUCAGGUGGUAUUACGAUAGAUCUGAACUAAGAAGUGUCUCUGAAUUCCCUCCCAAAUCUUUCUUAUCACCCUUGCCUCGGAAACCCAAAUUCCUGGGGAUAGAAAUGCUUUAUAAAACUCUGAAGCAACUGGUGGUUUUUACUCUGUCUCUUAGGACAGUUAAAGGCCUCAAUGAAAUAAUGAUUUCCUUGGUCAAGUAAAGAACAAGAUGUGCAAUCCAGCUUUCAAUUCUGUUUCAGUAAAUCACUUGUGAAUUUUCUAAAUUUAAUAACAUUUUUGUGGUUGGAAAAGAAAUAAUUUUCCAGAAAUAAACUUGUUUUCUAUCAUAUUACAUUUUCUUACAUUGUUUCUUACUUAACAAACUCUCAGUGUAUCAAGUUUUUUGUAAAUUUGUCUAUAAUAAGAUAAAAUAUUUUUGUCAAGAGCAAUUUUAUUUCAGUACUGAUUUAUGAUUUGUCAUAUGAUGUCAUAUUUUUUAAUAUUUGGUUACUAUUUUCAAAUGAAUAAGUGCCAUUUUAAUUCUUGUGAUUUUUGUUUGGAUAAAGUAUUUAAUAUGUUAUACAAGCUAAACUGCACGUUUAAAAAUUGUUUCUAAGUUUAUCAUUAGUCUUUUAAUUUCUUUUUUUACCUUCCAUGGAAAGCUCAAACAUAAAUAGAAUUUUUUUGCAAUAAUAUGUAAAUCUUUUUGCAUUGAUGAUGUGUACUUUGAAGUAAUUUUUAUUUUUAAUGGGAACAUGUGUUUGUGUAAAUAUUUUUAAGUGUAUAAUUAUAAUUUGUGUAUUUUUUUAACUAAUUGGAGAACACACAAUCGAAAAAUACUAUUUUUUUUUUAAUGCUGCAAGAAAUCUUAUGAGAUAUGAUAAUAAUUUUAUAAAAACUUGUUAUUUUAAUUAUUGCUUUUUGAAGCAAAUUAAAUGAAAUUCCUUUUUUUUUUUUAACUCUUUUCAACCUCUCAGCAGUUUAAUUUUAUCAACAUCUGUUUCUUGUUAUAUAUCUUAAUGAUAUAGAAUCAGUCAUUUAAAAUACCUGUUUACUUUUAAACUGAAAGUAUGGAUAAGCUACAUCAUGAGCCAAUGACAUCUUUGUUUCAUUUGCGACUGGGUCAGAGGCCAAAAAGUCCGGGGCCAAAGUUUCCGGAAACGGUUAGAAACAACAUUUCUUUGUCUGUGUUUUCAGUUAUCUGUGUGAAUGUUAAUUUUUUUAAUCAAUUUGACCAUUUAGUUCACGUAGUAGUAUACGCAACGAGAUUAAGGAGAGAAAUUAUUCAUAUGUUAACUAGUAGUGCAGUUUGUUGACUUUAAAGAAUUCUAGCAGGAGGGAGCUAUGUCUCUUGUUAGGGCAUGAAAGUUAUGGUUUCUUGAAAGAUGAUAUUUUUAAUAACAAUUGUUUGUAUGUCACAUUGUUUUAUUACUUGCAUAUCUUUGUAUGUGUUAGUAGCAUAAUGUGAAAUUGUUACAAAUGUUUUUUGUGGAUUCUAGAUUAAUGAAACACAUGAAGAAUUUUAUAUGAUGAAAAUAAAGUAUUCAAACUAUGGUAGCAUCAAUGCUGCCUUUUUCCGGUGAUACAGUUGCAAUGAUUUCAGUUGAAUAAAGUAAUCUUCUAGCUCCAAAGAGCUUUAAGACUUGCGACUCAGGCUAUACAGAAAAAAAAGCAAAGUACUUUGUGAAUAACAAUACUGUGUUAUCUUUUUUAUUGGUAGUUUUCACUCAAAGAAAAUUUAGAAUUUGUAUUAGUAGACAGUUGCAUGUUUUGUAACAAGUAUUUUAGUAUGCUCGGGUUCAAAAAUUGUAUCACUUGACUUAGAACACAAAUAAAUUUAAUUAUAUAUUUCCAGCUAAUGAACUCGCGUAGAAAUAUAUUAAAUCCUUUAUUAAUGUUAUUUACUGAAUAAUUCACUGUUGAAAAUAUUUUCAAUAAACUCAGCAUACAAAUAUUGCACAUUUUUAAUGUUGGUGUAUCUUCUUGAAAUACAUAAACUCUACAAAAAAAAAUAUUUUCUUCCUUAAAUUCCCUCUUGACUCAUAGGGCCACAUUGCAUAGUUAUCCCUUUAUAGAACAGAUUUAAGAUAACUCACUUAAUUUCAAUUUCUUGUAGAAUCUGCACUAAUUUCUUUUAUGAAAAUCCAUGAAAAUAAGUAAAAGUUUGGUGAAUUAGUAUUUUAUAUUAUAACUGUUUAUACGAGCUUUCAAAUAAAUGAUAUUGGGGAGGAAAAAAAUUUUUGUAACAAUUCUGGAUCAUUCCUUUGGUCAAAUGUUAAAUAAGUCAUAAAUGAUAUGUUGCUGUUAAGAUAUCAAAUUUUUUCUGUUGACAAUAUAUAGUUUACAACAUAUACAUUAUAUAUAUGUUUGAUGAUAUAUGAUUUAUAGCUUCGAAAUUAGAUUAGCCUUCUAUAUAGCUUGAAGUUCUACUUACUGGUUUUUUUUUAUAAUAUUAAAAUUGCAGUAGUAGUUUGUACAUUUUGGAAUAUAAUCUAUGAGAAUCAUAAAUUUUGAAGCCCAAUGUAUAUGUGUUAUGUAACAAAGUUUGAAUUUAUGUUUGAAAUGCAUGAAAUAAAUUAUCUCUGUGUAGGUAAGUGUUAAACAAUGGUACUUCAAAUGUGAGGUCUACUGUUAUUUGUCAAGUUUUCUUUUUUAGCAUUGAAAAUGUCCUAUCGAUUUACUUUUAUGAUAUAAAUAUAUAAAUAUAGUGUGUAUAUUCAAAAUGGAAUUUCUUUUUAUCCUUGUAACUUACUUGUUGCUUAUACUUCAGUGAGAGUAGACGAUUUAACCAGCUGUCACGUUUUGCAAGAUGUUUUAAAAUUAAAAUCAAAAAUUCUCAGUCUUUCUAAAUUUGUUUUAAAAAUACUUAAUGGAUUAAUAAUAUUCAUCAAGAAUUUAUUCACUGUUAUCUGUUAUUGAAGCCUCUUUUCUAAAAUGCAUUUUGUGUAUUUUUACAAUAUUUCCUCCAAAAAAUGUUUAAUUUCACUAUAUGUUUGGUGAAUCUAUGAAUAUUAAAGAAGAAUCGCAGAAUAUCAGAUAAUAUCCAAAAUCAUUUUUUUUUCAAGACUCAUUGCACUCAGUUACACUAUUAGUUAAAGGUCUUCUUCACAAAAUAUUUAAGCAGCCUGUGAUGAUUAAAGUUCCUUUCAAGCAUGAUAUUUUCAUUCAUUGUGAAUAUGUUACUAACAUACUUUUAUGUAAAGGAACAAACAUUGGUUUUGAUCGAAUAUUUUCAUCUUGUUAAACAAAUGCAGUUUUCAUUUUGUUUGCAAUUAAUAUUUUAUGUAAUAUAUAUAUAUAUAUUAUAUGCAUGUAUCUCAUAAAAUUUUUGUGGAGUAUGAAAGUAAUGGGCUUAUUAUUUAGCAAAAUGCAUUGAAGCAAUGUAUAAAUGUGUUUUCUUACAUGUUAUUGCUGUGUUCCAUAUCAUAAACCAUCAGUAUGUUCUGCAUAUUCUUCUAGAUAUCUACAUAUAUGUACAUGAUAUUAAGACCAGCUGAAAUUCUAUGGGCUAUUUAUAUAGCUUGAGGACAUUGUGACAUCAAUGCUAUAAGACAUUUAGAAAAUCCACAGAGAUAAGUUUUUGAAAUAAUAUGAAGUCUUGAAUAUAUUGUUACCUUCCAAAUGUAUGAUCUAAAAUUGUGGGUCUAGUGUACUUGAUCGUAAUAUUAGGUUAAACGCAUGUCUUAGUAGAAUGUAGAAAUAAGAGUGUACAGCACUUGAAAAGUACACAGUUUAUACUGUUAACAUAUACUAUGUGUGUAUAUAUACUAUGAUUAUAUACAUAUAUUAUAUAUUUAAAAAUGUGCCAGUCAUAAGUUACAAUGUGUGAUAAGGACUCUUGUUUCCUGAGCGUAAAGUCUUGGACUGUCAUAAAGUCCUAUAACUAGCAGAUGAGUCAAAAAUUAUUCGUGCCUCUCAGAAUUGAAUGCAGAGUUUUAAAUUAUUAUGUUUGUUAUUCAAUACACUUUUAUCUAUUAAUAUAUAACAUCUUCUAUAUAGCUGCUGAAAAUUUUGCCGAGAUUUAUAUAAUGACUUUUUAAAAUAAUGCUCUUUGAUAUGUUAAAACAAACAAUCGGGUACAAUUUUAUAAUUGGUGAACCUAAUGCUUAGCUAAAACUGCAGCCAUCAUAGAUGAAGAACUAAGCACUUUCCCUAAAUCUAGAAUCUGCUUUCAUAAGUGCUUCAGCUUAGGCUGUUACGUUAAUUUUGAUAUGCUUUAUCAAAUAUUAUCUGGAGAACGAAAUGCCUAAUACGGAUCAGAAUUUUAUAAGUGUUCUGAAUAUCUCUCUUUUUUUAAAUUUUUUUUUAUUAUUAUUAUUACUAUUAUUUGUUUUUUUCCCUAAAAUCUCUUUGUUUAAAAAUUUACUGUAUUAAUUUAGUUAAAAAGUUUUAAAUAUUAUAUUGAAUUAAUGGUGAAUGGUGUAAUGGCAAUAUUCAGUGAUUCUUUAUUAAGCUUAGAAAAACGUAAAUGUUUCCCUUUUUUUAAGGGGUGGCUCGGAUAUUUUUUCAAUCUGUGAACAAAUGACUUUUAAAUGAAUAUUUUGUUAGAUUAUUAAUAUUUUGUUUAAAAUAAUAUGAGUUUGUAACUGAAAAGAAAAUUUUCCCUUCUGAUAUAUCAUCUAAUGAUCAAAUAAUCUGCGUAGCUAAUAUAUUUAGAAAACGAAACUUUAAAACGUCAUUUUACUAUGCAUACAUAACAGUAAAUAAGCAUACAUAACAGUAAAAAUCAUAAAAAAUUAAUGGCGAAUACAAUCAAAAGGAAAAUUUCUCAAUCAUAUAACUUUUUAAUCAUUUUAAAGAAAUGGUUAGUUUAAAUAUGAUAAAAAUCAACUAAAGCAUUUAUAAAGAACAUCAGAAUUUUUUUUAAUACAUUAUUGCUGUAAACUCUUUAUUCGUAAUUCUAAAUUUGCAUACAGCCUUUAAUAUAAUAAAUACUUCAUUUUAUUAUGUAAUCAGUUUUUGCAUUCUUCAUUUCACUGGCCAUAUAUCAUUUGCCACCAAAUUGUAUUUUAAAGUAAAAUAGUUUAUUAUUUUAAAUUAUUUUCGAGUUUAUAUUGUUAUGUAUUAUUUUUAAAUACAUUUAACUUUAUUUAGGUAAAUUGAUAAACAUUUAAUUUCUUUAAAAAUAUUGUAUAGGGAGUUUUGGCACUUGUGUACAAAAAUUACUGUGUAUUUAAAAACUAAAUUCUUGUGGAAAGAUUUAAAAAAAAAUAUUUGGAUCUCUUGCAAAUGAAAAAUAUUGAAUUUUUAAUAGACAUUUUUUUUUGUGUUUCUUUUAUUUCUCUAAAUUUUCAUAUGAUGCUUUUAAUUUAUUUCUAAAAUAUAUUUUUGGAGGCUGCUGAGUGCAGAGAGAGGUUUUGCUCUAACAACUACUUUCAACCUAUCUUGUUACCAACUGUAAAGCUCUGGCAGUUGUUACUAGCUUACGAAGUAACUUACGUCUGCUAUUUGUAGAAAAUAUUCAAGUUAUGAAUUGUAACUGGCUACAUUUAUCCUUUUGUGACUGUGUUUGGAAACGUAGCUUGUAACUGCUAUUGCUAUACGAAGUUUUCAUUGCUGUAUACUCCUGCAUUGCUGUAUUACCAAACUUCAGUAUACUAAUGAAUAAAAUUACCUUUCUUAA